AAUUAUUUUCCCCAAAUCAAAUAGAUUCGAAGCUUCGGUACACAGAGAGACAAGUCCUGCAAUGAAGAGUAAAACACCAUCGCCUGGAGGUGCUAGUCCAGGAAAGAGGAUAAGACUUGAUCAACCCUCUGAAAGUGAUGAGCUGUACCAGGUCCUCAACAUCAAGGAAGAAGAACAUGAGGAUUGGGCAGAAGACGCUGGAACCAAUGAACAGCCAACAGACCUGGAAAGUCCCACUUCGGAUCAGUACCUAGACGAUGACAUCAAUCAAGAUGACUAUCUCCAAAUGGUUGCAGAAUCAGUGUACGUUGGCUCGCAUAUGGGGUCUAUGCCAAACAACAAAAGAAAACAAGCUCUACAACGGAGUAGAUAUUCAACCCUAACAAAACAGAUGGAUUUACAAGUGUCAGAUGUAGAUUCUAAUCAAGAACUACUUCAGGUUCAACAGAAGAGAAUGAAACAAGCAACAAUACACAAUCUUUCAUUUGAUGUCGAGCAUAUUCUGCGAACAAACGCACUAGGUGGUGCAGCCCUAGUAGAUAAAAUGAAGAGGCAGCGAACCAUUGACCGGUCUGGGAAUCGAUUGUUUGUUCAAACCCUCGUCAGCAAUCUCAUUGCAAAUUAUGGAUAUAACCCAUCCCCUGAUAUCAAGGCAGCAUUGGCUCAGAGUAUCAUCGACCAGUUUGAAUUUCUUGGUGAUAAGAACGGGGUCACAGGAUAUGAGCAAUGGUUUGUGAGAGGAAAGAGGAAUCUUCCUGCCACUGGGAGUUUGGAGGCAAGACUGAGGUACAUCCGUAGAGUGCACUUUCCAAGGGAGACCAAGAGGAAGCCAGCAGAUCAUCAGAGGGAGUAUUCUGUAUCUUCUAAAGCUAAGAAGACUCGAGUAGAUCCCACCAUUCUUCCUGAGGUGCACGAAGAUGAAGUGAAGGAAGCUACGAUGUGGAUGAAGCAAAAUAGAGAACCCAAAGCCAAGGUAGAAGAAUACAUGAGAACGACUUGCAAACAUCGGUAUGACUGGAUUAGAGCAGAAAACCCUCCGACAAUCGCAGAAGUUCUAGAUCGGUAUCCACGCCUUCUAGAUCCUGGAAUUAUUGAUGCUGACUAUCGGCAAGCAAUAUCGGAGAAGACUGCCGACAACCUGUAUGCCAAUUGGCCGAGGAUUGCGCCAAGGAUUUUACAAUAUGCAGAUUUACAGGAGGUUAAGUGGAGGAAGGAAUUGGGAAUGGAAAAUUCUAACAGCAGUGAGCUUUGUGAAGAAGAGCAACAAAUGCUAGCUUUCAGUAUACUGCCUUUUCUGUUUAUGGGAAGAUGCAAAGAUAAGAGUGGAAGGUGCUCGGCUGUGAACUCACUCAAGGCAUUUAUUGAUCAUAUAUCUGAGAGCACAGACAUGCCACAGUACUUGACUGAAACCGGGGUAACGGAAAGACCUCCUGUUUGUAUUCUCACACACGGAGGAACCCGUUGGAAACCUCAACAAACGUUCGUAAUCCUAGAGCAUCGCCCUGUACCGUGCUCGUCUCUCAUCCAAGCAGUGGACGUUUGCUUCAAAGCUAUUUACAUUCUAGACAUUGAAUACCACCCUCAUACUUGUUCUGUGAUGGAAUUCCUCCAGCACAUAAUCUACGGCAUUCCACCAGGUAGCCUCGUAAGAAGGGCACUGAUUAGCUUCCGAACUUGGUUCAAUAACUGAAGCAACGCUUAAACAUUGAAGUGCAAGGUCCCUUUGAUUGGUCUCUAUCAUGGGAACUUUAAUCUAAACCUUUUUUUUUAUGGUACUUCGGCUGCGUUUAUGCGACCUCAAGCCAGAAUCAUGAUUUGAAUCAUUUAAAACACAAACAUGAAUCACAAUUAAUACCAUGGAAUCAGCGUUUAGACAACCUUCAUUCCAAUGCUGUUUCUCCUCGGAUUCGGGCCGAUCCAUUGUGCAUCACAGUGCGCAGUUUGACAGAGCUUCGCCAACUUUUUCGCACGUUUCGGUUCACGAAAAAUUGAUCUUUUGCUUCCAGAAUUCAGUCUAUUAUACCUCAUUUUGUUUACUUCGAUUAAUCUUGUCGGUUUAUCGAAAAUGGUGUUCGGAAGUGAUUUUCAGCGUAAAUCGAAAUUAAUAAUUUUGACACUGUUAACUCGGUAAACAACAACUGAGAUCAUUGUCCUGUAAGUUCAUUUACUAGAACUUGAAGACGUAAAAAAAAUGAAAAGCAGUGGACGAUGCGAUGACCAACACAGAACUUGGAGUUAAAUUCAUGUGAAAAGAAAUGCAUGCAUAGCACAUUAUGUACAUACACUGAGCAUAGCGUGCACCUAAUUGAGCUUGGCAAGAGUGAAACCGAAAGAAGCCUGACACGGUGAUGUCGUAGAAUCAUGAUUCAAAUUACGAUUGAAUCACAUUUGUGUUUAUACGACCUUUUUCGUUUGUGAUAUUACAGAAACAUCUUUCCAAACGCCCCUUUUUU
Messenger RNA from Lytechinus pictus (painted urchin), 2453 nucleotides. RefSeq lists its product as uncharacterized. Lineage: Eukaryota; Metazoa; Echinodermata; Echinoidea; Temnopleuroida; Toxopneustidae. The transcript has 10 exons. The record is from RefSeq and is a predicted model, not a curated record. Bases 62 to 1690 code for a protein of 542 amino acids.